AGUGUAACACUCUAAAAAACCGAAAAAUACAUGACCAAGUAGCGAAAUAGAUGAAUCAAUUUGGUCCGUUUGGCAGCCACCAUUAACGCACCCAAAAUCCGAACUCACAAAAAACACACACACAAAGAAAGAGAGGAGAGAGAGAAAAAAGUGAGAAGUCGGAGAAAUGGGAGUAAUGCAGAAACUCAGGAUGUUCGUCGCUGAAGAACCAGUCGUCGCUGCUUCUUGCAUUAUUGGUGGCAUUGGGCUUUUUCUUCCAGCUGUGGUGAGGCCUAUGUUGGAUUCCAGGAAAGCAGCCAACCAAGUACCUCCACCCCCUCUGAAUGAUGUUGUUGCUGGUGUUAUUGGUAGAAAAGAAUGAAGUGGAUCAUGGAUGUGAGUCCUGAUUUUUCUUGAAGUUCUCUUGUCUUCUUUUAAUGUGAGAUAUAUUCUCAUAGGAAAUAAGCCAUUUUUUGUAUGAGCUAGAUAUACUGUAUUUCUUGUUUCUCCUUUUUUAUUGUACGGAAAAAUGUUUACUAUGUCCUGUAAGGGAUCUGUUAAAUGUGUAACCAGCUUCUUACAUCCUUUUCAGCUCCAGAUCUGAAAUUUAUGUGUGUGUUUUGCAUUUCAUAGUUUCACUAUUUUUGGACCAUUACUUUACAAGAUUAAUGCAGAACUCUGUUCCAUGCUA
This is a messenger RNA of Chenopodium quinoa (quinoa), 670 nucleotides long. RefSeq lists its product as uncharacterized. The transcript has 3 exons. Lineage: Eukaryota; Viridiplantae; Streptophyta; Magnoliopsida; Caryophyllales; Amaranthaceae. The record is from RefSeq and is a predicted model, not a curated record. The coding region runs from base 167 to 361 and encodes 64 amino acids.